Molecule: messenger RNA, 564 nt
Organism: Penicillium chermesinum
Lineage: Eukaryota; Fungi; Ascomycota; Eurotiomycetes; Eurotiales; Aspergillaceae
Exons: 1
Coding region: 1-564 (187 amino acids)
Source: RefSeq, a predicted model, not a curated record
AUGGAGCCCGUCUUACGCAUGUCAAAAAAGGCUUCCCCAUCCCGCGGUCUACACAGAUUACCAACAGGCCAACCGAGGGGUGGCCUGAGUAGGAUUCAUGCAGGCGGUCCUGCCUGCUGUUCUGCUGCUCUGCUGUUCUGCGGUUCUGCUGUUUUGCUGUUUUGCUGUUCCGCCCCUGCACCUGAGGGACUGCCGAUUCGUCCAGCCUUUUGCUUGUUAGUAACCCUUGCGGUGGAGUCCGAUCCGCAGAAAAAGGCCGAUUUGGUCGGGCAGACCGUACGCGUGUGUCAUCAGCGGCGCGGAUUUCGUUUCCCUGGAACCGCUUUUCCAGAGCGAUUCUCCCGCUCCCAGGUCUGCAAGUCUGGGCUCUUUGGGUCUCCAUCUGCCCACAUGGGGAAGAUCGCCGAUGGGUUCGACCUUCGCACUAUUGUUUUCCAUACAGGAAAUCUCUUCUCCACUAGCGCGGGACCCAAGGACCAAAAAUUGGCUCGUCUUACACCUGCGAUCGUGGAGUCAUUAUCUCAAAGUUCGUGUCCUGAUAACCGGUCACCAAGGGCCUAUUAG